Molecule: messenger RNA, 1345 nt
Organism: Xenopus tropicalis (tropical clawed frog)
Lineage: Eukaryota; Metazoa; Chordata; Amphibia; Anura; Pipidae
Gene: cela2a
Product: chymotrypsin like elastase 2A
Exons: 8
Coding region: 7-816 (269 amino acids)
Biological process (GO): proteolysis
Molecular function (GO): serine-type endopeptidase activity; hydrolase activity; peptidase activity
Source: RefSeq, a predicted model, not a curated record
GUGAAUAUGACUCCUCUGCUGGUCUUGGUGCUGUGCCUGGCUGGGGCCUACUGCUGUGGCGUGCCCACCUACCAGCCUGUGGUAUCCCGAGUGGUCAAUGGGGAGGACGUAGCUCCACACAGCUGGCCCUGGCAGGUCUCUCUGCAGUACCUCUAUUAUGGAUACUGGUACCACACAUGUGGGGGAAGCCUCAUCUCAUCUAACUGGGUUCUGACUGCGGCUCAUUGUAUCAGUUCAUACAAUACUUACCGAGUGCAGCUCGGGAAACACAACCUCCGAUACAUUGAACCCGGACAGAAAAUCAUCAACGUCUCUAAACUUAUUAACCAUCCAAGAUGGGACCCGAACAGUCUGGGCAACGGCUUUGAUAUCUCACUCAUCAAACUGGAGGAAAGUGUGGAUUUCAGCGACACCGUCCAACCCGCCUGUUUGCCCCCAGCUGGGUACAUCCUACCUCACCAAUAUGGCUGCUAUGUUACAGGCUGGGGCAAUAUCAGAACUGGUGGCCCAGAGCCAGAUAUUCUGCAGCAGGGCCUUUUACUGGUUGUGGAUUAUGCAACCUGUUCCCAGUGGGACUGGUGGGGGGACGGCGUCCGGACCAACAUGAUCUGCGCUGGUGGGGACGGCAUCACCUCAAGCUGCAACGGAGACUCUGGAGGGCCACUUAACUGCAGGAACGCUAAUGGGACUUGGGAGGUGCACGGUGUGGUCAGUUUUGGCUCAGCCGCAGGGUGCAACUAUCCCAAGAAGCCGUCUGUCUUCUCUCGCGUCUCAGAAUUCAACAGCUGGAUCAGCACGACAAUCGCUUCCAACUAAGAUGCCAUGUAAGUGCUGUGCCAGGCUUUCCACAAGGCCGGAAUUUCAUGGAUUCCACAUAUUGCUUAGUAAUUAUUAACGAAUAAUCUAUUCUAAGUAACUUUUCAAUUGGUCCUUAUUAUUUAUUAGGUAUAGUUCUUGAAUUAUUUGCCUUUCUUCAUUCCAACUCUUUCAAAUGGGGGUCACUGACCCCGGCAGCCAAAUAACUACUACUCUAUGAGGCUCCAGUUUUAUUGUUUGUGUUAGUUUUUUUAAAACUUUUUUUUCUAUUCAGCCCCUCUCCUAUUCAUAUACCUGUCUCCCAUCCAAACCACUCCCUGGUUGCUAAGGUAUCUUGAACCCUAGCAACCAAAUAACUGCUAAAACUCCCAACUCGAAUGGAAAAUGAAAUAACUAAAAAACUGUAAAUAAUAAAAAAUGAAGACCAAUUGCAAACUGUCUCAGAAUAUUACUCUCUGAAAUGUGUUCAAUUAAACAAUGAUUAUUGGAAUAAUGGGGCUCAGUUUGGCAAUAAACAAUAAUGGUCUCA